UUCACUGUCACGUUGACAGUGGAAGGAUUAAGAGUUUAUGGGUGUGUGUAUUUGAGAGGACCUGUUUUCCCUCUAACAUUGAAACUGAAGGGCCCUUGGGACGUUUGUGUUAGGGAGCAGUUUGGAUCCGCCUGUAACAACCCCUCUGCUAAGAAAUCCCUGCUAAGAGCAGCUGCUGCAAUCCACACAAUUGUCUCAGGGGAUGGUCUCCAUGAGCUGGUUGAGACUAAUCAAACUAUUCGGACCAGAAAGAAGAUAGCAGGCAUCUGUAUGACUAAUCAGGAAGUGUAACAAUCUAGUCAAGAAACCAAAACACCAAACGAUCAAGAGAAUGGCAGAAAAUGGAGACCAGGAUCCUCACCGGCCCUACCCGGCCCAAGAAUUGAUGAGAAGAGAGGAGGAGAGGACUCCCCAGGUCCAAGAAGGUGAAAAUGUAUUGAGGACCCACCAAGAAAAGAUGAUUGAAGAUUCUGGUUCUGUCCAAUUGAAAACCUCCCCAGAAAUAGAAACACUAGGUCCCCAAGAGACAAACAAUGUGUCUGGAAACCCCUCUGCAGUAAAUGAAGAGGAUUCCUCAGAGGGAAUUUCUGAUGGAAUUUCUCUGAAAACAAACACUGAGGAAUCUCCAGGCCUUCUGAACCUUAACACAAUGAGUUUACCAGACUAUUCCCUGGACAAAGACAUGGUAUCUUCCUUAGGUGAAAGGAAAACACAUUCAGUGCCAGUUGCUCUGGAGGAGAAAAUCAUAGGGGAACCCCCAACAGAAGAGGAGAACAGUGUGCCCACCCCCAGAGGAGAGCCACAAGAUGCCAUAAUCCAGGAAACCACACUUCCAUCUGCAGACUUCCUGGAACCAACGAAAGAGAGUAUCUCAAACAAGGAGGGAGAGAGACCCCAAGACACAGCAAGGAAGAGACACUCGACUGAAGCGAGGAAGUCAGAGGCUGAAGCCCAUCCACAAGAGACAGGGAAGAGGCAGGAAGCAACGCCACAGAAGGAGAAGUCCUUUUUAGGCAAUGGUUUUGCAACUUGGCUGGGAGGCCUGGUAGUUGUGGUUUGUAUCAGCAUAUAUUGCAAUGGCUACUAUACUUCCCAGCCACACCAUGUGCCAGAAAAUCCAGCCUUGGAGGCCUUCUUAUCUGGGUUUAACCAGCUGAAGGACAGCUUUCCGGGCCAGAGCUCUUACCUGUGGGUUAGAGGGCGAAAAUUAUUGCAGAGGCAUCUCAACACUUCCAGUCAUAGCGAGCCAGCUAUUUUAAUCUUUACUGCUGCCCGUGAAGGUGAAGAAACCUUAAAGUGCCUGAGCAACCGUAUUGCAGAUGCCUACUCCACCUCACUCUGUGCCAGUACAAUCCAGGUUGAUGGGGCUGGUAAAGCCACACUCAACAGCGACAAAGCUAAACUGGAGGUAGAUUAUGAGCUGAGCACCGGCUUUGAGGAGGGCAAGAGGGCCGCAGUGGUGCACCGGUUCGAGUCGCUACCUGCUGGCUCCACCUUGAUCUUCUACAAGUACUGCGACCAUGAGAGCGCAGCCUUCAAAGACGUGGCACUGCUCUUAACGGUCCUGCUGGAGGAAGAGAAACUGGAGGCUAAUAUAGACCUACAGCAAGUCGAGGAGAGAGUCCGUGAUUUCCUCUGGGCCAAAUUCACCAAUGUCAACACUCCCAGCUCCUACAACCACAUGGACACCGACAAGUUGAGUGGAUUGUGGAGCCGCAUCUCCCACUUGGUCCUGCCCAUCCAUCCAGUAAAAGCCAUAGAGAACAAUGGCUGUUCUUUCCAAACCAAACCAUAGUGAUGAAUGAAAUCAGCUUCCAGGACAGCCAAAGCCUUUGUGUAGAGGAGGCAAGUUAUUACUAAGCCAGGGAUCUGGAGCCAUUAACGAACAAUGAGCUCACUUUAUAAUAGCAUGACACUGUCACAUCUAUUUUUACCUCUUGGCAAGAUUUUAUAAUUUUCAAAGUGAGACCCAAUGGCGCAGGCGUAACUGGCUAAGCCAGGGGUAGGCAACCUAUGACGCAUGCCAAAGGCAGCACAUGAGCUGAUUUUC
Messenger RNA from Chelonoidis abingdonii (Abingdon island giant tortoise), 2050 nucleotides. It is a transcript of the gene TOR1AIP2, whose product is annotated as torsin 1A interacting protein 2. The record is from RefSeq and is a predicted model, not a curated record. Gene Ontology annotation, biological process: membrane organization. Gene Ontology annotation, cellular component: membrane. NCBI's taxonomy places the organism in Eukaryota, Metazoa, Chordata, Testudines, Testudinidae. Gene Ontology annotation, molecular function: ATPase activator activity.